Molecule: messenger RNA, 1071 nt
Organism: Ichthyophthirius multifiliis
Lineage: Eukaryota; Ciliophora; Oligohymenophorea; Hymenostomatida
Product: protein kinase domain protein
Exons: 2
Biological process (GO): autophagy; peptidyl-serine phosphorylation; autophagosome organization
Cellular component (GO): autophagosome; cytoplasm
Molecular function (GO): protein serine/threonine kinase activity; ATP binding
Source: RefSeq, a predicted model, not a curated record
UUUUUUCUUUAAAAUCUUAAAAAAAAAAAAAUGAAUAAAAACCAUUCCUAGCCAAACCAUAAAUCCUUAAAAUGCUUAAAAUUAGUAGGUCAAUACGUAAUAAACAUGGAAUAAAAAUUAGGCGAGGGUUCAUAUGGAACCGUAUAUAUGGCUACUCUCCAAACUGACCAAAGUAAGCAAUAUGCCGUAAAAGUUAUUUCAUCUUAAAUUUUUAAAUCAUCUCUUCAUAACUUUGAGAUGUUAAAAAAAGAAAUCGAAGUCCUAAAAAAGCUCCGUCAUGAAAACAUUGUAUGUUUACACGAAAUAUCCUAAUCAUCUAAUAAUUUAUAUUUAUUUCUCGACUAUUGUAAUGGUGGUGAUUUAUCUGAAUACAUUAAUUCAAAACUUAGCAAGCGUUUAUCAGAGUCUGAGUCGAUAGAGUUUUUUAAAUAAUUCGUAGAUGCAUAUUAAUAUCUAUACUCAUAAAAAAUAAUACAUAGAGAUGUUAAACCAGAAAACCUAAUGCUCCAUAAUGGAAAAUUGAAAUUAGCUGAUUUUGGUUUUGGUCGUUUUAUAGAAGGAGAAAUGGACCUUUGUUAAAGGAUGUCAAUAAAAUGUACGCCUAUUUAUGCUUCCCCUUAACUUCUUAAAAGAGUAGAUUAUUCUUCGAAAUGCGAUAUAUGGUCUUCCGCUUGUGUUUUUUAUAAAAUGCUUUAUGGAAAAUACCCUUUCACAGCAGCUAAUUAAUAAUAACUAUUAGAAAAUAUAGAGAGGAAAGUAAAUAAAUAGACUUUUUAAUUUCCACUAGAUCCUCCAAUAAGUGAAAAUGUGAAAUAGUUAAUUAUCCAAAUGUUAAAAUUCGAAGAAUCUGAAAGAAUUUCUUGGGAAGAACUUUUUAAGCAUCCUGUAUUAAUCCACAAUAAAAAAAUGAAUAUAUUAAAUUCCCUCGAUGAAAAUACAGAAAGAGAAGGAAAUCCUUUAUAUUAAAGUAUUAUUGAAAACCGAAACAAUGUAGAAGCCAACGAUACAGUUUUAAAAAAUUCUAAUAAUAAGACAAUAUAAUGCACAAAAUAAUAAAAGUGGAUAAAAUGA